Molecule: messenger RNA, 929 nt
Organism: Melospiza melodia melodia
Lineage: Eukaryota; Metazoa; Chordata; Aves; Passeriformes; Passerellidae
Exons: 3
Coding region: 290-481 (63 amino acids)
Source: RefSeq, a predicted model, not a curated record
GCGCGAUGAAGGGAGGGGUGCUUGUUGGGGCGGGUUACACCUGCCAGGGCUACGGAGCUGGGCCGGGUGUGGGAGCAUUUCCUCUCCGAGUUACAGCUUUGUAGCCGCUCAAACCAGUGAGGCGUUUUGGUAUAAAACAGGAGUGUCUGUGAGAAAUCCCAUGGAAAGUAGUUUUUUUCCAGUUUCUCAUUACAUAAGGAUUAAUUUAUUGCUCUCUUUGUGAUGGUGCCACUUCUGAAUACUAUAAGGUGAUCAGGCAAAGCUGCACAAAGGUAGAUGCCAGUUUGCAAUGGGUCUUAAAACCUUCUGGAAGGACAACAAAGUUCUGAUUGUUAUGGGAGCUAGCCUGGGGCUAGUACACUGGGGCUGGUAUUACUUGAAGUCCAGUCCUAUUUUCCAAGUGAAGACAGAGGAUUUUUCUCCAGACCGUGAGAUUCUGGCAUUCAUGAUGCAAACUGCUCGCAAAAGUAAAGAAAAAUAGCAUUAGUACUUUGAUUUUUGGGUAUAACUAAGCUUGAAGGUUUCCAUCUGUGCCUGUUGCCAGAAAAGAUGAAGAAAACUUCCUGGGGUAGAAAGAACUUUCUGCUUGUAGCAGGACUGUCACUUAUAGGUGUUCAUAUAGGAAGCAUGCUUGUAAACUUUGUUGCGAAAAAGUCUGCUCUAUCUCAUUCAGAAGCCAGAAGAGAUCGUCCAUAAUGAAAUAGCUUCCUGCUGUCACUAUUUUUCUGUUUUGUAACAUGAUUUAAGCCUCGUUUUAAGAGAGCUGUGAUGAGUAGUUUCAGGAAUGUUAUACUGUUUCGCACUGAAAAUAAUCCUUACCUGCAAAGAAUUAAAAUGUACCACUCCUAAAAUUUAAAAGUGCAAUGAAUUAUAGAUCCAAGUAAAAAUGCCAUGUGUUUUUGGCUAGAAUUAAAAUCUUACCUUCAGAA